CCGCAGCCUGCCAGAGCUCAGCCCGACACAAGGCGACGAGGAGCGGACCGAGCGAGCAUCAGCUGCGGACGCUGGCCGGAUGGUUAAAUCCAACCUACAGACGAUUUUGAAUAGUCAUUGUUUUGUUAGAGAAAAAGAGAGAAACUUAUCCGAGAUGCCCGUUAUUGAGCAGACCAGUAAUAAAACAGAAAGUGAAAGUAUCUCCAGCCCCAGGCGGUGCUCCCACUGUUGCAGUAACCCGUGUCCGGGGCCUCUGUGGUGCUCCGAUGCCCCUCUCCCACCCCUGAAGAUCCCAGGUGGGCGAGGGAAUGACCAGCGGGAUCGCAAUCUUUCAGCUAAGCUAUUCUAUUCUGAUGCUCAGUUGCUGGUUCUUGAGGAGCCCCCUCCUGCCAACAGCAGAGUACGCUUUUUGCUCUUUGAGCCUCGUCGUUCUGAAGGCAAGCACUGUGUCUGGAGGGCAGCGCUGAAAGGGGGGAACCUUUACGUUGAAAUCCCUUCUGGAUCUUUGCCUGAGGGCAGCAAAGACAGUUUUGCUCUUCUGUUGGAGUUUGCUGAAGAGCAGCUGCAGGCUGAUCAUGUGUUCAUCUGUUUCCACAAGAAUCGUGAUGAUAGAGCAUCUCUGCUGCGUACAUUCAGUUUCUUGGGCUUUGAGAUUGUGAGACCGGGUCAUCCCCUCGUCCCCUCCCGCCCUGACGCUUUCUUCAUGGCUUACAGCAUCGAGCGAGACUCCUCGGAUGAUGAUUAAACAACGCUGCGCAGUUACAAGUGUUUGUUGUUCUUCUUUCAAUCCAUACCCACACAUCUUUAUAAUUUUUUGGAAAUGAACAUAAUCUAAGUUCAGUAUGGUUGAGGUUUCCAGGUUUUGUUUGUGUAACCUUUACCUACCAUGUGCUGUGUUUCAAUGAUAUUUGCACUAGGGUAAGAUGUUAAUAUACCAGGAAUGUAAAGCAAGCCCCCGUAUAAUAUCUGGGCAAUGCGUCCUCGCCACUGUAUCACUUUCCGCGACGUGUAGUGCUGACUUCUUUUCAUCCUCCCUGAACACUCCAACAAUCAUCUCUACCGUGUGAUAUUUAUGAUAAAAUUCAAUUCAUCAUACAAAAGUAGAUGUUUCAUAGUAAUUUUCAAUUGAUUUGCCUGUUAAUAUUGAUUUUCUUUUUUAAUGUGUGCAUGAUUUUCAUUUGUUUUGAUUCACUUGAUAGAAAUCUGCAUGUUGUAACUGUACUUAAUAAAAGUGCUCCCAUUAGA
This is a messenger RNA of Sphaeramia orbicularis (orbiculate cardinalfish), 1245 nucleotides long. RefSeq names its product ornithine decarboxylase antizyme 1a (gene oaz1a). Lineage: Eukaryota; Metazoa; Chordata; Actinopteri; Kurtiformes; Apogonidae. Gene Ontology annotation, biological process: positive regulation of protein catabolic process. Gene Ontology annotation, cellular component: cytoplasm; nucleus. Gene Ontology annotation, molecular function: ornithine decarboxylase inhibitor activity. The record is from RefSeq and is a predicted model, not a curated record.